Phialemonium atrogriseum is the source of this 2443-nucleotide messenger RNA. Its product is annotated as EPL1-like protein. The transcript is spliced from 3 exons. The record is from RefSeq and is a predicted model, not a curated record. NCBI's taxonomy places the organism in Eukaryota, Fungi, Ascomycota, Sordariomycetes, Cephalothecales, Cephalothecaceae. Bases 398 to 2074 code for a protein of 558 amino acids. Gene Ontology annotation, biological process: regulation of transcription by RNA polymerase II. Gene Ontology annotation, cellular component: NuA4 histone acetyltransferase complex; piccolo histone acetyltransferase complex.
UGGCGAUUAUGGACAGAUGGAGCUAUCGGCCUUUGAAGCAAACGUUGAAAGGAUUUGGUGAAUGCGCUUGGCCGUGGUUUGUUUUUCCGUUUGUCGUUCUGAUAUUGGACGCCCCUUUCUGUUUUGGGGGCAAUUUCCAGGUUAAUGACGCUCUUAUCUCAAGAGUGGUCCGUCCUCGGUUCCUUUGGCCAAUCGCCAGAAAGCACCAUCCUAAACCCCCCAUCUCCAAAGCAGAAUUUUACGCGCAAACACAACGUCACCUCAUCGAGCAAGCAGACUUUGGCCAUCAAAAUACCGAGAACCACAGCGGUUUUCCAUCAAAAAAGUCGGACACUCUCUUUUUCAUGGUGUGCUUUAUGAAUUAGGAUUUUUUUCUGGCGGAUUUUCCGCAGGCUUUAUGCCGUACCUAUCCCCGUUUUCCGCCAUGGCGACCCGCAAAGUCCGAUACAAGAAACUCAACAUCAAAACACCCCUACCGGUCCUACGUGAGGAUCAGAUAGAUCCGUCUGAGUAUGAAUCACUGGCUACCGAGACCCAGAUCGCGACCGGAGUCGAGCAGGCUGAGGAAAAUGAAUACCACUUGCAAGCCGCCUUAAAUGGUGCCGGUGCGAGCGCAGCAAAUGAGAUUCCUGUGCCGCCACCGGUAGCAAGCACGCUUGACUAUGGCGAGCUUUACCCCGUUAAUUUCUCAAAGACAUCCGCCUACAUUCGGUUCUCGCAGACUGUCGAGGAAUGUAUCGGCUGUCCGUACGACAUGACCGAGGACGAUGAUGUCUUCUUGAAGUCGUACAACCAGAAGCGAGCCGCUUCGGCUCAGCUCCCCGAGGAUGACUUCGAAAUGAUCAUGGACGUAUUCGAGGACACGGCGUACAUCAACGCGCCAUUCGCAUCGGUAGACCAGACAAUAGUCCCCUAUGACGAGAUGGUCCAGGGGCUGCAUGAGCUGGGGUCAACCAAGCUAAUGUCCUACGUCAAAGACAUUUAUGAGUAUUGGAAGUCGCGCCGUCAGGCCUUGGCAAAUCGACCGCUGCAUCCGACCUUGAAAUUCGAGACUCAUCAGGAUAGUGAUGAUAUGGACCCUUAUGUUUGUUUUAGGCGGCGAGAAGUACGGCAGACUCGGAAAACACGAGCCCGAGACGUGCAAAGCGCCGAGAAGCUCAAACGUCUGCGCCGGGAACUGGAAGAUGGUCGUCAGCUCAUCGUAUGCUCCCAUGAGCGAGAGGUCCUGAAAAAGGAUAUGCUCGACACCGAUCGCCUCAUUUUCGAGCAGAGAGCUCAGCUCAAGGAGGCCAAGGUUCGUUUGGGUAUCAAGACCGACGACGACGAUUUGGUCAACCAGAAGAAGAGGAAGCCGGCAGACGCACAUCCUGCUCGGCCGCCACCUUCCAAAGAGGCUCGUCUCAACUUGUUGGUCCCCAAUGGUCGCUCUGUGGAGGCAGAUCUGCCACAAUUGGCCGACAGGAUCAGUGAGAAGGAGAAUGAGUUGCGUGCCGAUAUCGAGAUGAAGGUCCUGAACCACAGCAAGUGGAACCAAAACCACGUGGAUCUCACUCGAGACCCACUAUCGCCGGUCAAGGGACAGAUGCCAGAUCUGAGCUUCAGGGCGGCGCAGACUCAGUACCUGAUGACACCCCCGGCGUCGGCAUCGUCCGAGCACGUGGAGGAGCCUACCCCAAUGGAGUUGGAUAGACCUGACAAGGCGCCGGUCUUCGCCUUCCGGGGACUCCCUCAUGACGACCCGUCGUCGAGCGACGUGCCGGCGUUCCGUCGCCGUAUCGGGCGUCUGAAUCGAUUAUGGAUCGACCGCCGCGGCCUGGCAAGCCCACCCCGAGAGCAGGGCGAGUCGUAUUCGGACCGUUGGAAAUAUGACCAACCCUCAGACGAGGAGGACGAGCAGCCUGUGUACGAGGUUGAUCCGUUCGACACGCGGGCGUUGAAAUUCCGAGCCUCGAUCCCGCUGUCGAAUUAUUUCAUGAACCGCGGGAAGCCGGUACCGCCAGAAUUGGUGACAUCGGCCCGACAAGGGCUCCCGCCUCCACAGGCUCAACAAUCUCAAGCAUCGGCAAGAUCUUGAGAUACCCCGGAGUUGUGUGUGUUGCCCCGUUGGCAGCACUACUCUCGUGUAUAACCGCCCUACUCCCAAGUCUAUUAGCAUUUUAGCGAUUCGGCCGGUAAAGGAAUAUGGCCUGGCAGGGGCGUUUGGUUGUCGUUUAGUGUAGAUAUAAGAAGUGUGGCUCGUGUAUAAGGUGACGGAGUUGGCGGCUCUCUCAAGGUUCAUCGGAGGCAGAUAAUCUGCUCCUUCUCCUUUAAAUGCGGCAUCCCGUGGAGGGACUAGUCCUAGGACCUAGAUGCUAAGAUGCUCAGAUUAGCAGCAGCACAUCCAUGAGCUUCAGGCUCUCGAUGAGGCGGGGAGGAGACAAAAACAAUAAAAGAAAUAAGCCCC